GGACAUGGUGGCUACCAGAUACGCCCGGCAGACGUUCAUCUACUCCGCGAUUCCUUACUUGAGGGACAGGAACUUUGACGGGCUCGACAUCGACUGGGAAUACCCCAAGGGUGGAGACGACAAGAAAAACUACGUGCUCCUGUUGAAAGAGCUCCGUGAGGCCUUCGAAGCGGAGGCUCAAGAAGUGAAGAAACCUCGUUUGCUUCUUACUGCAGCUGUACCAGUUGGACCUGACAACAUCAAGAGCGGAUACGACGUUCCUGCUGUAGCCAGCUAUCUGGACUUCAUCAAUCUUAUGGCCUACGACUUCCACGGCAAAUGGGAGAGGGAGACCGGCCACAACGCCCCGUUGUACGCUCCCUCAACAGACUCGGAGUGGAGGAAGCAGCUGUCAGUAGACCACGCAGCACAUCUCUGGGUCAAACUUGGAGCCCCCAAGGACAAACUUAUUAUUGGUAUGCCAACAUAUGGACGUACAUUCACGCUCUCCAACCCUAAUAACUUCAAAGUGAACGCGCCGGCCAGUGGCGGAGGAAAAGCGGGAGAGUACACCAAAGAAAGCGGUUUCCUCGCUUACUAUGAGGUGUGCGAAAUGCUAAGGAACGGGGGUGCCUACGUCUGGGACGAUGAAAUGAAAGUCCCUUACUGCGUCCACGGGGACCAGUGGGUCGGAUUCGACGAUGAGAAAUCAAUCAGGAACAAAAUGAGGUGGAUCAAAGACAAUGGCUUCGGAGGGGCUAUGGUGUGGACCGUUGAUAUGGACGACUUCUCUGGCAACGUCUGCGGCGGCGAUGUAAAGUAUCCAUUGAUCGGUGCUAUGAGGGAAGAACUCCGAGGUAUAUCUCGAGGUAAAGACGCCAAAGAUGUCGACUGGGCCACGGUAGCUUCCAGCAUAGUGAUAGAAGAAACUGAGAAACCAGAACCGAUACAGGUUCCAUUGUCCGAAGUACUCAAGCGCAUCAAGAAGCCCGGUAAAAACGUCAUCAUAAAGACCAAUGGAGCGGCACUUUCAGAUAAAAACAAACGCGAGCCCCAAGUACUCUGUUAUCUCACAUCCUGGUCAGCCAAACGUCCAAGCGCAGGCCGCUUCACACCAGAAAACGUUGACCCCAAACUCUGUACCCACAUCAUAUACGCUUUCGCAACCCUCAAAGACCACAAGCUAGCUGAAGCUGACGACAAAGACGCUGAUAUGUACGAUAAAGUCGUUGCGUUGAGAGAGAAGAACCCUAAUUUGAAGAUAUUGCUCGCCAUCGGAGGCUGGGCCUUCGGAUCUACUCCGUUCAAAGAGUUGACUUCGAACGUGUUCCGCAUGAACCAGUUCGUGUAUGAAGCCAUCGAGUUCCUCCGCGACUAUCAGUUCAACGGCUUGGACGUGGAUUGGGAAUAUCCUAGAGGAGCUGAUGACCGUGCAGCAUUCGUAUCUCUGCUCAAGGAAUUGCGUCUGGCGUUCGAGGGUGAAGCCAAGACUUCAGGUCAGCCCCGGCUUCUGCUCACUGCUGCUGUACCGGCGUCGUUCGAGGCAAUCGCCGCUGGAUAUGAUGUACCGGAAAUAUCGAAAUAUUUGGACUUCAUAAACGUGAUGACGUAUGACUUCCACGGCCAGUGGGAGCGCCAGGUCGGCCACAACAGUCCGCUGUUCCCCCUUGAAAGCGCCACGAGCUACCAAAAGAAACUAACUGUGGACUACUCCGCCCGCGAGUGGGUCCGCCAGGGUGCCCCCAAAGAGAAGCUGAUGAUCGGCAUGCCCACGUACGGAAGGUCCUUCACGCUUAUCAACGAAACACAGUACGACAUCGGCGCUCCGGCUUCAGAGGGCGGAGAAGCCGGACGUUUCACCAACGAAGCCGGCUUCAUGUCCUACUACGAAAUCUGCGAGUUCCUACGAGAGGACAACACGACGCUCGUCUGGGACAACGAGCAGAUGGUGCCGUUCGCCUACCGAGGCGACCAGUGGGUCGGGUUCGACGACGAGAGAUCGCUUAAAACAAAAAUGGCCUGGCUGAAGGAAGAAGGAUUUGGCGGGAUAAUGGUCUGGUCUGUCGACAUGGACGACUUCCGCGGCUCUUGUGGAACUGGCAAGUUCCCGCUCAUCACGACCAUGAAGCAGGAACUGUCCGACUACAAGGUUAAGUUGGAAUACGACGGGCCCUACGAGACGGUGCUCACCAGCGGCCAGUACACCACUAAGGACCCCACUGAGGUGACGUGCGAGGAGGAGGACGGCCACAUCUCGUACCACAAGGACCAGGCGGACUGCACCAUGUACUACAUGUGCGAGGGCGAGCGGAAGCACCACAUGCCGUGCCCCUCCAACCUCGUGUUCAACCCCAACGAAAACGUCUGCGAUUGGCCAGAGAACGUGGAGGGAUGCGCCCACCACACGCAGGCGCCGCCCGCCAGACGGUAGGCCCCGGGACCACACCGACCAACAUCGGCCUUCGCAUCUAGAUCUAAACAAAACUGUUCGUAUAUUCCGGUUUUAGUUUUAGUUUUAAUUCGUUCCAGUAAGUGCACGAUAAAUGAGAGAAUGUAAAUAUGUAUGUGCAGUUCUUGUAUGCGUUUUUAUAAUUGGUUUACCUGGAUGACACACUUAGUGCAUAGUAAUAAUAUUUUCAACUCCCAUAUUUCAACGUUUCAUUGUCUAAGCCUAUAUUAUUUUACGAUUACUAUCACAAUAAAGUUACACGAUAUUUAUUGGG
Molecule: messenger RNA, 2702 nt
Organism: Bombyx mandarina (wild silkworm)
Lineage: Eukaryota; Metazoa; Arthropoda; Insecta; Lepidoptera; Bombycidae
Gene: Cht7
Product: chitinase 7
Biological process (GO): chitin catabolic process; carbohydrate metabolic process
Cellular component (GO): extracellular region
Molecular function (GO): chitin binding; chitinase activity
Source: RefSeq, a predicted model, not a curated record